This is a messenger RNA of Carica papaya (papaya), 999 nucleotides long. The record is from RefSeq and is a predicted model, not a curated record. Lineage: Eukaryota; Viridiplantae; Streptophyta; Magnoliopsida; Brassicales; Caricaceae.
AUGGACAUUGAAGGAUCAGGAGAAUUGGAGAUAGGCAGAGACAUCCAUAUCAUAGUUACCCAGAAUGUAGGUCUUGGUACAAUGCCAUUGCAUGCUUCAAGAACAUUACUGUUGAGGAGGCUUACAGAGUUGGUGAGAGAAGCAAGGAGUGGAUUAUUAAUCCACUUUGAGACUUUGGAAGAGCCAAACUGGGGCAUGAACAUGCGGAUAUGUGUCAUGAUCAAUAGCAAGGAGUUUAGCGAGACCGAGGUUGUCAGGGCCAUAAAGAAAAAGAUUUGUGGUAAAAAUGUAGUGAGUCAGAGGCUAAGUCUUGAUUUACUGGAAGCAUGCACUACGAAUUGUAACAAGGUAUCUUUUGAGGUAGCAUCUGCUAAGAUAUUGGAAGAAAUGGUAAAGAUGAUUAACAACCCGCAAACAAAUCAUGUCAAUAAGAACAAGGCUUUGCAGUUAAUUAGAGCUUGGGGGCAAUCAGAGGAUCUUGCCUAUCUGCCAGUAUUCCGCCAAACUUAUAUAAACUUGAAAGAAACGAAUGAAUCAUCACGAAUAGAAGAUGGAAGUUCACACCCGAUGCAAUAUACCUUGGAGUCAUAUAUUCAUCAACAACCUAUAUCUGCUCCUGAAACAUAUCUCGCUUUUGAUAGAGAAAUACUUAAAGCAGAUAGUAACACUUUUGCGUUUAAUUUUGGAAAUCUAUCAACCGAAGAAAAAAAGGAAUUUAUUGUUGCGACUGGAAACAACGUUGAGUUAUUCUCUAACAUGUUGAAUACCGAAACAAACUCAAAGUCUUUAAAGGAUGACCUAACUGUGAGCAUGCUGAUGCAAUGCAAGCAAGCACAACCUGUGAUUCAAAUGUUUAUCGAAAGCACUACUGAUGAUGAGAACAUGCUUUUUGAGGCAUUGAAUCUCCACGAUGAACUUCAACGAGUCAUCUGUAAGUAUGAGGAAAUAGAAAGAGGUAAAAAAUUCAUAGAACUACCAGAAAACUCAAAUAUAACUUAG